Brenthis ino (lesser marbled fritillary) is the source of this 231-nucleotide messenger RNA. The record is from the annotation of a GenBank genome assembly. Lineage: Eukaryota; Metazoa; Arthropoda; Insecta; Lepidoptera; Nymphalidae.
AUGUGGCCUCGGAAAGUGGAGGAUACAGGCGCGCGCGACGAACUAUGGUUUUACGUUCAAUGCCGCGACAAAUCUUUAGAACGUGGUGUGAAGGCAGGCAUCGAUGCGUCACCGGGCGGCGGCGAGGCGCGGCGACGGCCUACGCACGUACUACAACCCAUAGGGCUGGGCUACCUGUGUUUGAGAGAAUAUUUUUUUUAUUACAUAUUUUCUCCUGCAGCAGUAAAUAAA